Cynara cardunculus var. scolymus (artichoke) is the source of this 1987-nucleotide messenger RNA. RefSeq lists its product as uncharacterized. The transcript is spliced from 4 exons. The record is from RefSeq and is a predicted model, not a curated record. Lineage: Eukaryota; Viridiplantae; Streptophyta; Magnoliopsida; Asterales; Asteraceae. Bases 48 to 1814 code for a protein of 588 amino acids.
UUUUCUGCCGAUUUCUUCGCUACCGGAGGUUGCAUUUCUACAGGACAAUGGUUAAUGCAAAUGAAGAGAAUGAAUCUUCAAAACGGAACUCAAUUUCUGAGAAUGAUGUAGCUCAAUCAGUUAAUGCUCCGUCAACUUCAAAUAUGAACGUUGGAAACACUGUGGCUUCUUCUGGAAUUGCAGACAAUAUGGAAGAGUCUGAGUAUGAGGAUGAUGGGGAAUAUGAGGAAGAAGAUAAUGAAGAAUAUGAGGAUGAAUACGAGGAAGAGGAAGAAGAAGUACCAGAAGAAGAAAUGGUAAAUGAUGGAGGAAGAGCAUUGGUGGUAGUUGAUGAUGACCGGCCUAAUAUAGAGGAAGAGCACAAGAAAGGUAAGGGUAUAGUAGAAGAAACAAACAAGGAAAAUGCUGUAGAGGAAAAUGCUAUUAAGGGAGAAGAUAAAGAGAAAGCUGAAGAACCAAAAAAUGGUGAGGAAUUAGGUGAGAAUUCAAAGAGAAAAGGAAGAAGACUUAGGAACAAGAACAAAAAUAAGGCUGCACAAAAAGUGUCUGCCACAGUGCCCACUAAUGGAGAUAAGCCAGAAUCAUCCACCAAAAAGAAUGCCUCAAAGAGGGUUGAGAGCAUGGGGAUGGUCUUCAUGUGUAGUUCGAAAACAAAAAACGACUGCUUCCGCUACAAGAUUCUUGGGCUGCCUGCAAAUAAGAAAGAUCAAGUAGCAAAGAUAUAUAAAGGGAUGAGGCUGUUUCUCUUUGAUGUUGAUCUGAGGUUGAUGUAUGGGAUUUUCAAAGCUGCUGGACCUGGAGGUUAUAACAUUGAACCUAAGGCUUUCAAGUCAGAGUUCCCAUCUCAAGUUCGAUUUACUUUGCUUGAGGAUUGCUUGCCAGUGGCAGAGGAGAAAUUUCGGGAUGUCCUUAAAGAAAACUACUUCACCCGGAACAAAUUUGAAGGUCUGCUGAAGGCAGAGCAGGUGAAGAAGUUGUGUAAGCUUUUCGUGGGCACAGGUAAAGGUGGGCCCCGUUCCAGAACCACCAUUAAACCUCGUAGAACUGGACCAGUUGAAACCCGUCGAGUUAGAACCAAUAGAAUUGGACCAGUUGAAACCCGUCGAGUUAGAACUGAUAGAACUGGACCAGUUGAAAUCCGUCAAGUUAGAACCGAUAGAACUGGACCAGUUGAAACCCGUCGAGUUAGAAUCGAUGAAAGCCGUAGAAAUCGAGCCGCAGACGAUUUACACGCAUCUAGAGACCGGAAGAAACGUAAACGACGUCCCCGAGUGGAAGAACAGCAUCCUCUUUCCCCAUCAGGUAGGGAGAAACGAAGGUACACCGACUACAAACGGUCCCCCGUCUUGUAUGAUCGUGAACCCCCGGUCCCACGAUAUCUACCACCACUACCUCCACCGUCCAUAGCCUCUCCGGUUAGGUCGUACAGCUAUGAGCGACCUUUGGACCUUCACCCUUACAUCCGUGACCAUGUACCCGAUCCCCGCAGUUACCGUGUACUAGAGAUAGACCCGCGGCACCAUGAUGAGCUCCUUAGACGGGACCUGGACCGGACCCGAGACCGGGACCGAGACCAGUAUUACGUAUAUAGUAGAGAGGCUCCUGUAUACCGUGAACCCCUCUACAACGCCCCACCACCCGAGUACCACCUUGUAAGCAGAGAGUACCAUCAUCCUGUGGUCCACCAAGCGGAAUAUCGUUUUCCCGAAGUGUCACGCGUACCUAGUUAUCGUGACGUGGGUCGCGAGGCUGAUUAUCGUUCUUCGGCAGCGUUACCCGAAUACCGUUCUCAUCGAACCCAUUACAGAUAUUAGUUUCGUUAUCGGAAAUGUACAAUAACCUUGUAAUAUCUUUGCUUUCAUCCGCGGAGCUUCCAUUAGUUUCCCUAACAAGUAGCAUUCGGAAAAGAUUCACAUGUUCCUUUUGAAGAAGGCAUUUUGAUUUAUUGUGGAGCAAUUUGUACUGUAAUCACUCCGUGUUUCAAAAU